GUCUCACACGGAGCAAGGUUCGCCGCAAGUUUGCGAGAUGGCGUGCAUGCCUGCCGGCUUGCAGGGAAGGGAGCCGGCAAUAUUCCAUGCUGAAGCUCUCCCACGGUGCAAGAUCGGCAGCUAGUUGUGUUGUGAUCGGCUGCGUGUUGUAUCGAACGAAGAUGGCUGCUUCAGGUACAGAUGUUCAGAGCAAACUGGCAUUAUUAGCUCUUUUGGUGCUAAACGAUGCAGAAAUACAUGCUACUGAGAGAAGAAGAAAAGAAUGGACGAAAAACUGGAUUAAGAGGAGAAACGCUGGGAAAGGUGUGCUCUCCAUGCUUCAUAAAGAGUUGAGGAUAGAAGAUCGCACAUCCUUUGCAAAUUUUAUUCGAAUGGAUGUAUCGGUAUUUGAAGAACUGCUUCGAAUGGUUUCGCCUUUGAUUCAGAAGAAAGACACUGUGAUGCGUCAGGCAAUUACGGCGCGGGAAAGGCUUGCUGUCACACUGCGUUUCCUAGCGACCGGAAACACUUACAAAGAUUUGGCCUAUUCUACACGAAUAGCGAACAACACGCUCUCCCGUAUGAUACCAGAGACUUUGAUGGCCAUAGCAAGCGUGUUAGGAGAUAAUGCGAUACAGUGUCCACGUGAUCCUGCCGAGUGGAAAGUAAUAGAAGAUGGGUUCCACAGCCUCUGGCAAUUCCCGCAUUGCAUUGGAGCACUUGAUGGGAAACAUGUCAAGUUUAGGCCUCUGCGCUCUGAUGGUUCAUCAUUCAGAAACUACAAAGGUCACGACAGCAUAGUUCUUUUAGCUCUAGUAGAUGCUAAUUAUAAAUUUUUGUUUGUGGACAUUGGCAGAAAUGGAAGAAUGAAUGAUGGUGCAAUAUUCAGAGAGAGUGCCUUGUUCGUGAAACUCAUGGAUGGUUCAUUAAAUUUGCCACCAAAGUCUCCACUUCCAGGUAGUGACAUCUGUGUUCCCUACAUGUUUGUGGCAGAUGAUGCUUUUGCGUUAAAGGAAAAUUUAAUGAAACCAUAUCCUGAACGUGACAUGACACCUGAAAAAAGAAUUUUUAACUACAGAAUUUGUAGAGCACGUAGAGUUGUGGAAAAUGCCUUUGGCAUAAUGUCAAACAAAUUCAGAAUUUUGCUGCAGACUAUUCCACUAUCUGUUUCCAAAGUAGAGCUCAUUACAAAAGUGUGUUGUUUGCUACAUAAUUUUGUACUUGCCAGAAACUCUCAAGGAUAUAUCCCGCCAAAUGUAGAUGAAUUACCAUGUCUUCCUGGCAUUGCUACUCAGGGUGCAAAUCAUAGUGCAGCCAGUGCAAGAGAAGUGAGACAACAUCUGACAUGGUAUUUCAAUACUGUUGGCAGAGUUCCAUGGCAGGAAAGGUGUGUUCAGGAAGGUAACAGAUAAUGGUUUACUAUGUUUCUGAAACAUUACCUUAUUCAUUGUUUCAUUUUCAGUCCUUUGGCAUAUUGACUGUGUGUGUGUGUGUGUGUGUGUGUGUGUGUGUGUGAGAGAGAGAGAGAGAGAGAGAGAGAGAGAGAUAAAUAUAAAUUUAUAUGUAUCUCAAGCAAUGAUUGGAACCUGUGCAAGACCUUGGAAAAAUCUGAUCUUAUUUUGUAUAACAGCUCCACAAUUAAUUACCUGGGACAUGUAGAGAGCCACUAUUAUGAAAUAAUAUUUUUCUUUGAUGGUUAUGAAGAAGGUAUGGAAAUACCUACUACACAUUUAUGUAUCCCAAAUUAACAGUUUUGGAAGAUAAUUUUGUGGUGACUGUAUUUGUGGUAGUAAGGUACUGCACAAUAUUUUUUUCUGAUUGAUAGCACUUGGAUUUAUAUGCUUAUUUUUAUUUUACUUAUUUAUUCAUUCAUCGAAGGAUCAUCUAACAAUUAUCUGGUAUUUGUCACCAUAAUACAAUGGAAAGACAUAGUUUGUAAAUAUACAUAUAUGUGUACAUAUAAGUAUGCUUUUGGGAUAGGACAGCUGGUUGGUUGUGGCCUUGACAGAACCUUGAUGAGGGGUAACAUAAAUCAGGAUGGCCAAAUAGGGCCUGCUCCAACCUCUAAAAUAUGAGGUUACUAUUUUAACAGUUGGAUUGGCUCAUCUGUUUAACCCCUAUUGUACAGUGUUCUUUGAUUUAAGUACUGUCUGUUCCAGGUAACUUAUAAUACAAAUGUGGUUUUACUGUUCACUUUUGGUUGGACAUGGAACAGCAUUUAGUGAUAACUCUGGAUCACAAAUUUGCUGCUUUACACCGUGCUCUAACUUUAGUCUGCUUGGAAAACUGGCUCCACACUGGUAGACAUACUUCUAUUCCCACCUUUGUCUUGAGUCUUCAUCCCCUGUUAUUCACUUCAGAUAUUGGCACAGGAUUACAGUAUUUUACAGUGUCGGGAUGAUGUUAUCCCAUAUCACUAUUAACCACUUCCAUUAACACUGUAUCAGUGAUUCCCAACCUUUGUGAAACAAUGUUUCUGCAUGGAGUCAGAUAUUAGCUACUACCCUUGCACACCAAUUUUUGUUGCUACUACUUUUUGAUAACCUCUUUUUUUUAUAGAAUGAUGUUGGUAGUCUCAGAACAACAUGUUAAAAUUGGUUCAUUGUACUCCUGUUUGUAAACCAGUUGAUUUUUAGACUCCUUGCGUUUGAAAUACUAGUAACUAGAAGACACCACUUUGCUACUGUUCUGCGUGAGAACUGAAUAAUAAUAAUAAUAAUUUGUGUGGCACAAUGGCAAAGUGCCUUUCUUUUGAUGUGAUGCCACUUCGGCAACUUGCACAUUCCUAAUCUAAUCCUGUUAUCAAGAUGGGACAUGUCAUUUUUGGCAGCUCCUCACAUCACUGAAAGGGGAAUGCUACAGUGAAGGCCAACUGAAAA
Messenger RNA from Schistocerca americana (American grasshopper), 2858 nucleotides. RefSeq names its product protein ALP1-like. Lineage: Eukaryota; Metazoa; Arthropoda; Insecta; Orthoptera; Acrididae. The transcript has 4 exons. Bases 87 to 1391 code for a protein of 434 amino acids. The record is from RefSeq and is a predicted model, not a curated record.